UCUCUCCAUGCCCUCAUUGGCGUGUAUUCUGUCACACAACGAACCUCGUCUCGGAAAGUGAAUCCGAAGACGAAGGCAACGCGAAGAAUCUCAUUUCUGUGAUGUGUGGCGAGGAAUACACUCUCGUGGACAUCGAAGACGACUACCUUCUUCUUGAGGGCAAUCAAAAGCGCGGCUGGUGCAGUCUACGUUACUGCGAGAUCAUCUGGAUGGACAGUUUCAAAGAUAAAAAUUACUCCCAAUUGCGCCGAAUCGUUCCGUUCAGCCUCCCUUCGGUUCAGUGCAGCGACGAUUUGCGCAUCAAUCACAUCACGAUGCAGACGCUGCGGAUGAGCGAUCAGAACGGCCGGUCGCCUGUGGAUGGCGACACCGUGGUUCUGCGCGUUCAUUUGUAUUUGUGGUAUUCGAUCCGAGGCUAUAUGUAUCAGUUCUUUAACACCAAUGAACAUCCUUUAUAUCACGUCGUGGGCGAGCAAGACAACUCCGUGAUCACGGAAUUAAUCGACCAUAAACUUAAGCUAAUGAGACAGGGCGAAAAAACGAUGAUUAUUUUGCAUAGCUUGGCAGAGGCUCCGAAGGAAUUACUGUCAUUCCUCGAUGACUGCCGCGACUUCUAUAUGUGUUACGUUAUCGACAUGCGAGUGGUGCAGAAACGGAAAGAAGACACGCCGCAGAUCGCCAAAAGCGACGUUGUGCUUCCUCCCAAAAAGCCGGCCAAGCCGGAGGGUCUGCGAAUCACCUAUGACAGCGCGUCUUCUUCAAGGGAGUCCAGCGAGGUUCCCAUCUUCUAUCGCCAUUCUUCCCCCGUGAAAUCGCCUUCGCCUCGGCCGAUUUUGCCGGCGAGGCCUGCGUCGCGACCGAAUUCCGCGGGGGCGCGAGAGAAUGGAUCGCGGGGGAAGCCGCCAGAAUUGCCGCCGAAGCCGGUGCGGAGCGCGGAGAUGAAGCCGCUUCCUGCGAAGCCACCGAAACCUCAGCGACUGAGGAAAGCGUGAAACACGCCGCGGUGGCGGAUACUUGAUGUCCUUUAUAUUUUAUGU
This is a messenger RNA of Blastocystis hominis, 1037 nucleotides long. RefSeq lists its product as hypothetical. The record is from RefSeq and is a predicted model, not a curated record. The coding region runs from base 102 to 992 and encodes 296 amino acids. Lineage: Eukaryota; Bigyra; Opalinata; Blastocystidae. The transcript is spliced from 5 exons.